Gossypium raimondii (Peruvian cotton) is the source of this 1697-nucleotide messenger RNA. Its product is annotated as dnaJ protein homolog. The coding region runs from base 205 to 1461 and encodes 418 amino acids. The transcript is spliced from 7 exons. Gene Ontology annotation, cellular component: cytoplasm; cytosol. Gene Ontology annotation, biological process: protein refolding; response to heat. Lineage: Eukaryota; Viridiplantae; Streptophyta; Magnoliopsida; Malvales; Malvaceae. The record is from RefSeq and is a predicted model, not a curated record. Gene Ontology annotation, molecular function: Hsp70 protein binding; ATP binding.
UUAAAAGCACCCUUCUCCUUCUAAUCAUCAACCUCUCCAAACAUUUCAACUUCAGAUCUGGACCGUCCAUUUUCACCCCAUAUAACUCGAUCUCUAGCCACCCAUUUCCCCCUCUCUCUUUCUGCCUCACUCGCCGUCUCGCCUCUCGCUUAUUGGUUCAAGAUCUGGUUUUGAUCUGAUCAGAUCGUAUAAAAAUAUCAAAACAUGUUUGGGAGAGCACCGAAGAAAAGCGAUAAUUCCAAAUACUAUGAGAUUUUGGGAGUAUCGAAAAACGCUUCCCAAGAUGAUCUAAAGAAAGCUUAUAGAAAAGCCGCUAUUAAGAAUCAUCCCGAUAAAGGCGGCGAUCCUGAAAAGUUUAAAGAGUUGGCUCAAGCUUAUGAGGUGCUGAGUGACCCGGAGAAGCGUGAGAUUUAUGAUCAGUAUGGUGAGGACGCCCUUAAAGAAGGGAUGGGCAGCGGUGGCGGUGGCCAUGACCCUUUCGAUAUCUUCCAGUCUUUCUUUGGUGGCAAUCCUUUUGGUGCUGGUGGAAGCAGCCGAGGCAGAAGACAAAGAAGGGGGGAGGAUGUAAUCCAUCCCCUCAAGGUAUCAUUGGAAGAUCUCUACAAUGGAACAUCGAAAAAGCUUUCUCUUUCACGAAACGUAAUCUGCUCCAAGUGCAAGGGUAAAGGGUCUAAAUCUGGUGCAUCAAUGAAAUGUUCCGGUUGUCAAGGGUCAGGAAUGAAAGUCUCCAUCCGGCACCUCGGUCCUUCCAUGAUCCAACAAAUGCAGCAUCCUUGCAAUGAGUGCAAGGGUACUGGUGAAACCAUCAACGAUAAGGAUCGUUGCCCACAAUGCAAAGGUGAUAAGGUUGUGCAAGAGAAGAAAGUCUUGGAGGUUAUUGUUGAGAAGGGUAUGCAGAAUGGACAAAGGAUUACUUUCCCAGGAGAAGCUGAUGAAGCGCCCGAUACGGUUACUGGGGACAUUGUAUUCGUCCUGCAACAGAAAGAUCAUCCUAAAUUUAAACGAAAGGGUGAUGACUUAUUUGUAGAGCAUACAUUGGCACUUACUGAGGCCCUUUGUGGCUUUCAGUUCAUACUGACUCACUUAGAUGGCAGACAACUUCUCAUUAAAACCCAACCUGGGGAAGUCGUUAAGCCUGAUCAAUUCAAAGCAAUAAACGAUGAAGGAAUGCCGAUUUAUCAGAGGCCAUUUAUGAGAGGUAAACUCUUCAUUCACUUCACUGUUGACUUCCCUGACUCGUUGACCCCAGACCAAUGCAAGGCACUAGAGGCUGUGCUUCCUCCCAAGGCAUCGGUUCAGCUGACUGACAUGGAGCUGGAUGAGUGCGAGGAAACAACCAUGCAUGAUGUUAACAUUGAGGAAGAGAUGCGUAGGAAACAGGCUCAAGCUCAACAGGAAGCUUAUGAGGAAGAUGAGGACAUGCAUGGUGGUGCGCAGAGAGUACAAUGCGCUCAGCAAUGAUAAAAAAGCCGAAUGUCCGAGACACAGACGGUGGUUUUUGGCGAUGGAAUGUACUGUGGUUAAAAAAAAAAAAAAGAACAUUUGAGAGUAAGAUUCUCAAACAUUGUUGUGUUUUGGUAGUCCUUUAUUUUUUGUUUUUAAUAGUGCAAGUAUUUUAGUAAUUGCAAUGGUGUUAUAUGUUCUGAAACCUGAUACUUUCUAAGUAUGCAACGAUUUAGAUUUGGAACUUGACCUUA